Messenger RNA from Saccostrea echinata, 865 nucleotides. Its product is annotated as small nuclear ribonucleoprotein Sm D2. Gene Ontology annotation, molecular function: RNA binding. Gene Ontology annotation, biological process: RNA splicing; spliceosomal snRNP assembly. NCBI's taxonomy places the organism in Eukaryota, Metazoa, Mollusca, Bivalvia, Ostreida, Ostreidae. The transcript is spliced from 3 exons. The coding region runs from base 135 to 494 and encodes 119 amino acids. The record is from RefSeq and is a predicted model, not a curated record. Gene Ontology annotation, cellular component: U5 snRNP; U2 snRNP; U4/U6 x U5 tri-snRNP complex.
GGGAAAAUGAAAGCGGAAGUGAUUAACUGCGCAAGUGCAAGAGAAGUAAACGUACGAUUUGCGUUUCCGUUUGUAUACAAAAGGAGAAGCCGCCAAAGACAUUUUUGAGCAAUCUUACGCCAUCCUGCAAGAAAAUGACGGCCUUAAUGCAGAAGCCGAAAAGUGAGAUGACUCCAGAGGAGCUUGCACAGCGAGAACAGGAAGAGUUCAACACGGGUCCUCUGUCUGUUCUCACACAGUCUGUAAAAAACAACACACAGGUCCUCAUCAACUGCAGAAACAACAAGAAACUCCUCGCCAGGGUCAAGGCUUUUGACAGACAUUGUAACAUGGUUUUAGAAAACGUGAAAGAGAUGUGGACAGAAGUACCAAAGACAGGAAAAGGAAAGAAAAAGUCGAAACCAGUGAACAAAGACAGAUACAUCUCUAAAAUGUUCCUCCGCGGGGACUCAGUGAUUCUGAUUCUUAGAAAUCCAAUGGCGACCGCCAAGUAGGGGAAAAAGUGUGUGAGAGUAGGGCAGGGAUAUUAUAGAACAGAAUUGUAACUGUGUAAAGAUGGGGAAUCAGAAUGGCCCGAAGCAAGAUGUAAGCAAGGACGAGAUGGAGACAAAGCUGACUUCUUUUAAACAGAUUAGCCAGAAGGCCAGAAUCUUGUUCUGACAUCUAGGGAGGGUUUGGGGGGUAUUAAUUAUUACUGGAUUUUGUUUUUCAUAAGCUGAUCGUUUGCAAUUAUUGAUGAUCAGUUAAUGUUUUGUAUACAUGUUGAGAUGGUUUUACAUAAUUUGUCAUUUUAUGUCACGUACAUGUCUGUAAUAUGAGAGCAGUUCAUCUUUCAUUUAUUGUCAUAAAAUCAUGAAAACUUUUA